AUGGCUCUUCAACUACCGUCGCUUCUACCACAAUUACUGAACACCCUAAACCCAACGCAUUACUUAGCCGUUUUCUUCUCUUUCAUAAGCCUUCUGUUUAUGCUUAAUAAACACACAAGAAAAAACAAGUCUAAUUUGCCUCCUUCCCCAUCAAAACUACCCAUAAUUGGCAAUCUUCAUCAACUAGGCACACUUCCCCACCGUUCCUUUCACGCACUCUCACGCAAGUAUGGCCCUAUCAUGAUGCUUCAACUGGGCCAAACUCCAACCCUUGUGGUCUCAUCCGUUGAUGUGGCCAAAGAAAUAUAUAAAACUCACGAUGUCGCUUUCUCCAACAAGCCUCAAACCACAGCGGUGAAAAUCAUCAUGUAUGGGUGCAUGGACGUUGCUUUUGCACCCUAUGGAGAAGAGUGGAGACAGAAAAGGAAAAUAUGUGUCCUUGAGCUUCUAAGCCUUAAAAGGGUACGUUCCUUUCAAUCGAUAAGAGACGAAGAAAUUGCGGAAAUGCUUGAUACCAUUCGUGAAGCAUGUGGAAGCAAAAGGUCCUGUGUGAAUCUUAGUGAGAUGUUGAUUGAAACCUCAAACAACAUAAUGUCUAGAUGUGUUCUUGGACAAAAGUAUGAUACUCCAGAAGGUGGCGAAAGCUUUGGAGAGCUAGGAAGGAAAAUGAUGAAACACUUAGCAACUUACAGUGUGGGGGAUUUCUUUCCUUGGUUAGGUUGGGUUGAUGUUCUUACAGGUCAAAUAGCAGAAUUUAAAUCCACUUUCUGUGCAUUAGAUGGUUUCUUUGAACAGUUAGUCGUACAACGCAAGAGAAUGAACAGGGGUGAUGGCCAAUCUGAUAACAAAGACUUCGUGGACAUACUCCUUCAAAUUCAAGAGGGUAGAAAACAUGAUUUUCAGCUCACCCAUAAUGACGUCAAAGCGAUUUUAAUGGACAUAUUUGCCGGAGGCAGUGACACUACUUCAACACUUCUGGAGUGGAUAUUUGCGGCUCUGUUGAGGAAUCCAGAUACCAUGAAGAAAGCCCAAGAGGAAGUAAGAAGAGUUGUGGGGCAUAAAUCUCAAAUAGACGAAAACGAUUUGAACCAAAUGAACUACUUAAAAUGUGUGAUAAAAGAAACUUUAAGAUUGUAUCCACCUGCCCCUCUUCUGAUACCACGAGAAACUUCAUCAGAUGUGAAAGUAAAAGGGUUUGAUAUUCCAUCCAAAACAAGAGUGUUUGUGAAUGCAUGGGCAAUUCAGAGAGACCCUGAAAUUUGGGACAGGCCUGAAGAGUUUCUUCCUGAAAGAUUUGAAAAACUACCAGAAGUUGAUUUUAGAGGACAAGAUUUGCAGCUUAUACCCUUUGGUUCUGGGAGAAGAGGUUGCAUUGGAAUUUCAUUUGCGCUUACUUCCACUGAGUAUAUGCUUGCUAAUCUCCUCUAUUGGUUCGAUUGGAAGCUUCCUGAGAGUGUAUCUGCCCAAGAUGUAGACAUGGGCGAGAUAUGGGGUCUCACUGUCAUCAAGAAAGUACCUAUUCAUCUUCAACCUACUCUGCACUCAUUUGGAUCUAAAAAUUCACGUGUCAUGUGA
Abrus precatorius (Indian licorice) is the source of this 1575-nucleotide messenger RNA. Its product is annotated as cytochrome P450 71A1-like. The transcript has 2 exons. Gene Ontology annotation, molecular function: oxidoreductase activity, acting on paired donors, with incorporation or reduction of molecular oxygen; iron ion binding; heme binding. Lineage: Eukaryota; Viridiplantae; Streptophyta; Magnoliopsida; Fabales; Fabaceae. The record is from RefSeq and is a predicted model, not a curated record. The coding region runs from base 1 to 1575 and encodes 524 amino acids.